GUCGGAGCUUUACAAUUCCAAGUUUCAACUUUUCUCUUCUGGUCAAUUUAUGCCACGACCAACAUUAAACCAUUUCUGAGCUUCGAUCGAAACCCAUUUUUUCGAUUUUGAGUUUCUCAAUUUGCGGCUCUCCGAGAUUACCAUGUCAAUGUCUGAUUCAGAUACCUCGUCUCAGGGCGGCGACUUCAAGAGCUUCCGGCAAGUCACCCGUGAUCGGCUGUUAUAUGAAAUGCUUCGAUCAACAAAGAAAGGGGAUUCUAAAUCAACUUGGAAGGUUCUCAUAUUGGACAAAGUCACUGUUAAAGUAGUGUCUCACUCGUGCAAGAUGGCUGAUAUUACAGAAGAAGGUGUUUCAUUGGUGGAAGAUAUAUAUAAAAGAAGACAACCCUUACCCUCAAUGGAUGCAAUCUACUUCAUGCGGCCAACUAAAGAAAAUGUGGUUAUGUUUUUGUCGGACAUGGCUGGAAGAUCACCUCUUUAUAAGAAGGCAUUUGUGUUCUUUAGUACACCAGUUCCCCGAGAAUUGGUUAACCAAAUUAAGAAUGAUGGGAGUGUCCUAAGGCGCAUAGGCUCUUUAGUAGAGAUGAAUUUGGAGUAUUUUGCAAUUGACAGUCAGGGUUUCAUUACUGACAACGAGAGGGCUCUAGAGGAACUCUUUACAGAUGAUGAGGGUACUAACAGAACUACUGCAUGUUUGAAUGUGAUGGCUACACAUAUUGCUACAGUUUUUGCUUCAUUGAGAGAAUUUCCUCGUGUUCGCUACCGUGCACCUAAAUCCCUUGAUACAGACACUAUGAUAACAAUACGUGAUCUAAUUCCUACAAAACUUGCUGCUGGUGUCUGGAACUGUCUUGAGAAAUAUAAAUCCCAGCUUCCUAACUUUCCCCAGACGGAAACAUGUGAUUUACUCAUUGUAGAUAGAUCAAUAGAUCAGAUUGCUCCAGUGAUCCAUGAGUGGACUUAUGAUGCCAUGUGCCGUGAUUUGUUAAAUAUGGAGGGAAAUAAAUAUGUGCAUGAGGUUCCAAGCAAAGGAAAUGCUCCACCUGAGAGAAGAGAGGUUCUUUUGGAAGAUCAUGAUCCUGUCUGGUUGGAGCUUCGGCAUUCACAUAUAGCUGAUGCUAGUAUACGGUUGCAUGAGAAGAUGACAUACUUUCAAUCAAAGAAUAAGGCUGCACAAAUUCACCAUGGUUCAAGAGACGGUGGUGAAAUAUCUACUCGUGAUUUGCAAAAGAUGGUUCAAGCCUUGCCCCAGUAUAGUGAACAAAUUGACAAACUUUCUCUCCAUACUGAUAUUGCUCAGAAGAUCAACAAUAUUAUUAUAGAGACAGGGCUAAAAGAUCUCGGGAAACUGGAGCAAGAUCUUGUUUUCGGGGAUGCAGGGACUAAAGAAUUACUUAAUUUUCUGAGAACAAAUUUGGAUGUUACCCAUGAGAAUAAGUUGCGGUUACUGAUGAUUUAUGCAGCAUGUUAUCCUGAGAAGUUUGAGGGUGAUGAACUUUCUAAGUUAAUGGAGUUAGCAAGGUUACCCCCUGAUGACAUGAAUGCUGUGCAUAAUAUGAAGUUGCUAGAGGGAUCAUCAAUAUCAGAUACCAAAAAGAGCUCAUUUGGAGGUUUUUCUCUACAAUUUGAUGCUAACAAGAGGCGUGCUGCUAGGAAAGAUCGUGGUGAAGAAACACUGUGGCAAUUUUCACGUUUCUACCCAAUGAUAGAGGAACUUAUAGAGAAACUUGGGAAAGGCGAACUGUCAAAGAGUGAGUACCCGUCUAUGAAUGAUCCAAGUCCAUCCUUCCAUGGGACUAAUUCAAAGACUGCUACACUGACAAAUAAUAACGGCGCCCCUGCUCCCCAUUCGAUGAGACAAAGAAGGGGAACAUGGGCUCAGAAGCAGCCGUCUUCUGAUGAUGGAAACUCUUCAAGUGAUUCAAUUUUGAGACACGCUUCAAGUGAUUUCAAGAGAAUGGGUCAACGUAUAUUUGUUUUUAUUGUUGGUGGAGCAACUCGUUCAGAGUUACGAGUGUGCCAUAAGCUGACAGCUAAGCUCCAGAGAGAGGUUAUAUUGGGAUCAACUAGUAUUGACGAUCCCCCACAGUUUAUCACGAAGCUGAAGUUGUUGAGUCAAGACUUGUGCCUGGAAUUAGACCAUCUUCAAAUGUGAAAAUGAAGAUGCAAUAUUUGGAGGAGAAAGGAUCUGGAAAAUGAGUCUUUAUCCUGUUUGUAAUAGUACAAUAUUGUUGUACAACCUCCCAUUAAAUUCAAUUUUUUUCACAUUAAUAUUGUUACCCCCUACUUGGGUGGAUGUGAUUCUUCGCAACUGAAAUUUGCAAUUUUUUGUUCUUUUGCAGCUCCUUAAUGAGAGUGUUGUUUGUUUGUAUACAUUACUAAUGAUUAAUGUAUGUGAUUAGCAAACCCAACCAAUUUUGUUGGGGGCAGUUAACAUU
This is a messenger RNA of Impatiens glandulifera, 2438 nucleotides long. RefSeq names its product SNARE-interacting protein KEULE-like. Gene Ontology annotation, cellular component: plasma membrane; secretory granule. The coding region runs from base 143 to 2155 and encodes 670 amino acids. Gene Ontology annotation, biological process: vesicle-mediated transport; intracellular protein transport. The record is from RefSeq and is a predicted model, not a curated record. NCBI's taxonomy places the organism in Eukaryota, Viridiplantae, Streptophyta, Magnoliopsida, Ericales, Balsaminaceae. The transcript has 21 exons. Gene Ontology annotation, molecular function: syntaxin binding.